CCGAUCGUAGGCCAUCGCUCCUCCAGCCGCGUGUCGCGUAGUGGGCAGCGAGACGUCAAGGAAGUAGCAUGCCCGACGACAACGAGGGCAACAUCGGCGCUGUCACCUCCCCGGACGUGCGGUCUGAGCCCUUCACGGAGGAGGCCGAGAAGAGCGGCGGCAGGAGGCCGUCCCUCGUGUCCGACUUCAACCGGCGCCAGGCGUACGUGCUCAACUACGAGCACAUCGCCGCCGACGCGGGCAGGAGGGACAUGCAGCAGGUGCUGUUCGACCCGGGCGACAUCGCCGACGAGGCCACCGAGGUCGUCGUGGACGCGUACGUCAUCAAGGUGCCGCGGGCGGACCGCCCUGCGCGGCGGACACCGGCUCGGGGGCCCCCUGCGCCCGCGGCUCGACUUGCAGACGACGGCGACGACGACGACGAAGAUCCCCCCCAGGGCUUCGACCGCGGCCUCGAGCCUGAGAAGAUCCUCGGGGGCACCUUCACGCCCAACGGGGAGCUCGCCUUCCUAAUGAAGUGGAAACGAGACGCCGUCUGCGACCUGGUGCCUUCCUCCGAGGCCAAUCGGCGCUGCCCGUUGGUGGUGCUGCGCUUCUACGCUGAGCGCCUCGCCUUGUGGAGCCAGGAGGAUCCGGAAUUCUUUAGUACGCUCUUCAAAGAAAUCAACGAGGAGUGAAGAAAGAUGUUGGGAGCUGGAGCGACACUUCCAGAUGGAGACAGAGAGGUCUCGGUGUGACUUGCGGAGAUACGGAGGAAUGGAUUGCUACACUUUGGAGAAGACUGGAAACUCUUCGGAGAUUUUAAGCCAAACUUCGCUCACCUGGCUAGCAGGCAAGAUUCAAAAUCAAAUGUACGCCUAGUAAAAAUGGAUACAUAAUUAGAAAUAAAUGAAGUUCUAUGAGAUAUGAA
Messenger RNA from Frankliniella occidentalis (western flower thrips), 910 nucleotides. RefSeq lists its product as uncharacterized. Lineage: Eukaryota; Metazoa; Arthropoda; Insecta; Thysanoptera; Thripidae. Gene Ontology annotation, cellular component: nucleus. The coding region runs from base 69 to 677 and encodes 202 amino acids. The record is from RefSeq and is a predicted model, not a curated record. The transcript has 2 exons.